CGGGGCUAGACUUAUGCAGCGUCUAGACGUGGUAGAGUUACAUUCUUCGCGAUGCUCUUGAUUCGUUUGGGAAUAAUUCAAUAAUUCAUAAUUCUUUCCUCGUGUUACUCGCUCAACCUUGGCCCCCGCCGGUGAUUCUCCAGAUGUUUUGAGGUGAUCCACCUAGGCACGUCGGUAUUGACGUACUCUGCAGCGUGGUUUAUGAGAUCGGUGUUGAUGGGCAUGUAUAAAUAGACUGGUAGAUCCCCUGGUCAUGGUUUUCGCAUAAUCUUCAAGAUCUCUCGCUUGUAACGGCUUCUGGUAUCUGCUUUAAUUGUACGAUGAUCCGGUCUUCCAUUGCGGCAGCUUUGCUGCUGUCUUUAGAAGGCGCAAAGGCCCUGACACUGCCUGACAAUGUGGGACGACUGCCAGCUCUAGGCUGGAACUCGUGGAAUGCGUUCGGUUGCGAUGUCAGUGAGACCAAACUAAUGACGGCUGCCAACGAGAUCGUUUCGACAGGGCUGAAGGACCUAGGCUAUGAAUAUGUUAACAUCGACGACUGCUGGUCUGUCAAGGGUGGGCGUGAUAAUGUCACUGACCGCAUCAUACCGGACUCGGAAAAGUUUCCAAGUGGAAUCAAUGGUACAGCGCAAAAGAUCCAUAAUCUUGGGCUGAAGAUCGGCAUCUAUAGCAGUGCCGGGACAGAGACAUGUGCUGGAUACCCGGCCAGUAUUGGCCACGAAUCGUUGGAUGCCCAGACAUUCGCUGACUGGGGCAUUGACUAUCUGAAGUACGACAAUUGCUAUGUCCCAUCCAACUGGACAGAUGAAUACACCGCCUGCACCGCAGACAGCGACUUCCCUGGGGUAAACCCUAACGGCACAUGCCCCGGCCUGCAGAACCCAGCUCCAGCGGGCUACGACUGGAGCAAGUCCAACACUGCUAAGCGGUACAACAUCAUGCGGGACGCCCUAGCUGCCGUAGAAGACCAGCAAGUGAUUCUGUUCUCUAUGUGUGAAUGGGGACAGGCCGAUGUCGUCUCGUGGGGCAAUGGAACCGGCAACUCAUGGCGCAUGUCCGGCGAUAUCAACGCAACAUGGCCGCGUAUCACCGCCAUUGCAAACCUCAACGCCCACGAGCUGUCUAGCGUUGAUUUCUGGGGCCACAAUGAUCCCGACAUGCUCGAAGUCGGCAAUGGCAACCUGACAAUUGAAGAGAAUCGCGCACACUUUGCUCUUUGGGCGAUCAUGAAAUCGCCACUUAUCAUCGGAACGGCUUUGGACUCCCUCCCCGAGACACAUCUCGAAAUUCUGAAAAACGCAGAUCUGGUUGCCUUCAACCAAGACCCGGUGCAUGGCAAGCCAGCAUACCCAUACAAAGCCGGGUACAGCAACGGAACGUGGGAUCCGGUGCACCCUCCAGAGUACUGGUCGGGGUCUACAUCGUAUGGCUGGAAUCUGGUGCUUCUUUUCAAUUCAGAGGAUGUGAAUGCCACCAGGACGGCGUCGUGGAGCGAGGUGCCACAGCUGAAGCAGCAACAGCGACAUGCGCAUAAAACGCAGCGGGGAUACCAGGUCGAGGAUAUCUGGACGGGUAAGGAUUUGGGCUGCGUGAAAGAUCAGUAUAGCGUUGAUUUGCAGCCACAUGAUGUUGCGGUGCUGAAGAUUAAAGGGAAGUGUUAGCUGGGUCCAUAGGUUGCACUUGGCAUCAAGUAAUGAUGAUUGGUUCAUGUAGACGUGUGAUAAUAUGGUCGACAAUGCCAACUUGCAUCCUGGACGAUAUGGAAGGCAUAUCUAUCAUGGUCCUUUGAGUAUCCGGGCCACAAAAAUUUGCAUAUAGUGUUGAGGGUUUCUGUCUUUCAUCUACAAUUUACACCAAUCUACAUCAGCUUAAAUUUAGACUUCUUGGGGGGCCCGCCUG
Messenger RNA from Talaromyces proteolyticus, 1899 nucleotides. RefSeq names its product alpha-galactosidase. The coding region runs from base 321 to 1661 and encodes 446 amino acids. Gene Ontology annotation, molecular function: hydrolase activity, hydrolyzing O-glycosyl compounds. NCBI's taxonomy places the organism in Eukaryota, Fungi, Ascomycota, Eurotiomycetes, Eurotiales, Trichocomaceae. The transcript is spliced from 7 exons. The record is from RefSeq and is a predicted model, not a curated record. Gene Ontology annotation, biological process: carbohydrate metabolic process.